Molecule: messenger RNA, 1903 nt
Organism: Labeo rohita (rohu)
Lineage: Eukaryota; Metazoa; Chordata; Actinopteri; Cypriniformes; Cyprinidae
Product: transcription termination factor 1
Exons: 10
Coding region: 126-1799 (557 amino acids)
Source: RefSeq, a predicted model, not a curated record
UGACCCUCCUGUCUGACAGGUGGCAGUAUGGUUGUUGUGUAACAGAAAGUGCAGUUUGUUAUGGGUGAUGAAGAAGUCGAACAGCACUAGCCCGCGUGGAAAACAUUGCGGAAAGGUUUGCCAGGAUGUCGGAGGAAAUACAGUCAGACUCGCAUAAUAAACACGUUAAUGAAGAAAAGGUAAAGAAGAAGAAAAAGAAAAGUAAAACUCCAGACCAGCAUGAACCCACUGAAAGUCCAGAGGUACAGACUAAAAAGCACCAUAAAAAAAAGAAGCAUAAGAAGAACAAAGAACUGGAGAAUGUAAGUCUGCAAACACCUAAAGACAAACAUAAGAAAAGAAAGCUGAAUGAAGAAGUGGAGGAUGUCACAAGCGUGCAGAAAGUAAAAGACAAAAAAGCACCUUCAGCUGAGUCAGAAGAGCUGCAGGAUUCAGGGGCACAGGAGUCUGCUAAGAAAAAGAAAAAGAGAGCAAAUGUGACCCAGGAAGACUGUGAAGAUACGGCACAAGGAGAACAGCCUGUCACGACUACAGAACAUGAAGAAGUCCAACACAUGGAUGAUCAGGAAAGUGAUUCACCUGCUGUACAAAUUGGUACUAGAAAGCGCAAAAGAAAGGGAACACAGUUGGAUGAACCAGAAGUUGAUCCCAAGCUCUUGAAUGAACUGAAAGAAUUUCGUCCUAAAAUAGAGUCCAGGAGCUCACAUGAAAUCAAUAAAAUGAUCAUGUAUGAUCUACCAAGGUUCAAGGAAUUCAGAAAGCAGGGCAUCACAUUGAGACAUGGAAGAUACUCUGAUGCAGAAAAUGAGAGGUUAAGACAGAACGUUUCAGAUUUUAUUGCUCUCACGGGAGUGAAAGAUGCUACCAUGCUCUUUCACCCAAAACGUUUCCCAGAUGAGAGACAGGAAUUGACAAAGCUGAAAAAGGUCCACAAGUUUUUUGAAAGGAUAGCUGAAGGAAUUCCCAGGCCUUGCCAUGAUGUUUUUAACCGUGGAAGGAAAGUUUUUGAUGGUAGAAACUAUAAGGGAAGGUUUACAGAAGACGAAGUCAAGUUAUUGCGCAAGUAUCAUUCUCUACAUGGCAGUAACUGGCAAAAGAUUUCUGAGCUGACUGGUCGAAGUGCUUACUCUCUCGAGAAACGCUUUACCCAGCUUAAUAGUGCCAGAAAAACUGGGCCGUGGUCUGCAAAAGAGGAGCAGAGACUUUUGAGGGCUGUGCGAGACCAUGUUGUAACGGUGCUGAAAUCAAAGUCCCCUAAUAAAAAACCCCCCAAAAAAGUCAGUAGAGAAAUACUGUACCAAAAAUUGCCUUGGUUCAACAUCUCCCUGAAAGUUAAAACUCGAUGUUGGAGCAAAUGCAGAGAGAAAUGGAUGUCCAUCCUCACGGUACGGAUGUCUUCAGGGACUUGUAGUGGAAGGCAGACUCAGGAGGGCAAAAUCAGACUCAUCAAAGCAAUGUAUCAAUUGCAAGUGGAAGAUGUUUCGGAUGUCAACUGGGAUGAUCUCACAGCUGUUUUCGGGGAUGUUCCUCCAGCAUAUGUGCAAGCCAAGUGGCACAAGCUUAAAAUUUGCCAUGUGCCUGAUUGGAAGAGCAAGUGUUUUGGAGACAUUGUUGACUUCCUCUAUGAGAGAGUCUUGCCAGACAUGAUGAAAGACUGUGAAGACUUUGAUGACGAUGAGCUGAAGGUUGACCAGAAGCAGAGCUUUCUUCUAUCUGACAUUUUUAGGGACAUUAAUGAGGAUCACUGCAGUGACAGUGAUGAGGAGAGUGGCCCAAAAGAGAACGACAACUCCUCUUGAACUAUGAUCGCUUGUGCAGGUCAAUCAGACUAUAACAAUGACUUAUGUAAAAAUAUUACACUGAAUACUAAAGAGAAAAAUACAUGUAAAAGAUAUAUGACACU